UUAAAUAGAUUGGGUUGAAUCAAUAACACUAACUGAAGCUUCGUUUAUUAUGGCACCCAACAAAAGGCCACAUGAGAAAUUAUUCGGCGACAUGAUUCCGUUAAACUGUGGCAUAUUCUCUCGGCGCCCUGCCAUCAUUUUGACCUCAACUUUUGGCUGCUCAUUGUUUGCCUUUAAUCUUCAACAUUAUAUCGUCUCGCCAUAAUAUUCUAUUUCUUUUCCUCUUUCCCCCACCUGUUAUUUUCCUCUGCUCUGGAUUGGAUCAUCAUUCUUUCCCACACUCGUGUCUAAUUCCCCCAGCAAAAUCGUUUCGGAUAUGGAUCUCUGCACCGUAAAUCUCAAGAACACCGCCACCUUCUCACUCAAACAACCCAUUUCUCCCAGCCUGCCGAAGACUACGAGGAGAUUUUCCUCUUCACAUCUCUUUGGCGCUCAUCUUCUGCGCCUGCUUGAGAUCCCACUUUUCAGGCCUUCUGCUUCUCGCUCUUUUCUGGUCACAGCAGUUGCCAAGAAGAAUCGCGACAAUUCUCCCUCUCCUGGAAAUGGUGACCAUUCGGUACCUGGAGAUGACGCUAAAUCAAACAAUAUUUCUGAUGCCAACAAAACUAAUGAAUCUUCUUCCCAAAAAUCACAUCAUAUUAAUUUGGACUGGAGAGAAUUCAGAGCAAACCUAUUUGCUCGUGAGCAGGCAGAGAAGGUGGAAAAUGCAAAGGGUGACGCUCACGAGUGUAGGCCUCUGGGCCUGAAGUGGGCACAUCCCAUUCCUGUGCCUGAGACUGGGUGUGUCCUUGUGGCCACAGAGAAGUUGGAGGGUGUUCGCAGUUUUGAGCGAACAGUCAUUCUUCUCCUCAGAUGUGGAAACAGACAUCCUGAGGAGGGGCCAUUUGGGGUUGUGAUUAAUUCCCCGCUCCACAAAAAGAUCAAGCAUAUGAAUCCAACCAAUCUUGACUUAGCAACUACAUUCUCUGAUUGCUCUCUACACUUUGGAGGGCCUGUUGAGGCGAGCAUGGUUUUGAUGAAAACAGGAGAAAAAUUGGAACUCCAUGGGUUUGAAGAAGUGAUCCCAGGCCUCUGCUUUGGCGCUCGAAACAGCCUUGAUGAAGCUGCAAUGCUGGUGAAGAAGGGAAUCCUUAAACCUCAGGACUUCAGAUUCUUUGUGGGCUAUGCUGGGUGGCAACUGGAUCAAUUGAGGGAGGAGAUUGAAUCAGAUUACUGGCAUGUGGCUGCUUGUAGCUCAAAUCUAAUUAGUGGCGCCGCAUCAGAGGGACUCUGGGAGGAGAUUUUGCAGUUAAUGGGUGGUCACUAUUCAGAGUUGAGCAGAAAGCCCAAGCAAGAUAUGUAGCUACCUAUUUAUUUCAAGGAACACUCAAAAUUCUGAACUCAAAUGCGUAAUCUAAGUUAAGCAAAAAGCCAUAAAAAGCUGGAAGCCAAAUGUACAGAAGUUAGCUCGCUUUUGAAAUUUAGAACACAUCAUCCCUUUCUAAGCACAGCAACGCUCUUUCUAUAGCUAUUUAUAAAUGUAAUUUAUGGUAGAGUAUAUUGCAGUGAAUCUGUUCGCAUUUGCUUGA
Molecule: messenger RNA, 1568 nt
Organism: Cucurbita maxima (winter squash)
Lineage: Eukaryota; Viridiplantae; Streptophyta; Magnoliopsida; Cucurbitales; Cucurbitaceae
Product: UPF0301 protein TC_0483-like
Exons: 3
Coding region: 317-1342 (341 amino acids)
Source: RefSeq, a predicted model, not a curated record